AUGGCGGAUGAGGAUGUUCUUGACACUGAACAAGGUCUCUAUCCACGAACAACAAGACAGCGACAUACGGACGAACAGGAGUGUGCUGAGAUGAAGCUGAGCCUGCGGCUGGUAUUUAUCCCAGAUGAAGUCAUCGGAUCAGAUAAUUCGAGUCAAACCUGGACUCCUUGGGCCGCAACUCAUCUCAUCCAUCCCAAGACACCGACUAGGACGGGCAAGAUGCGAAUGACGGAACCAAACCCAACACCCCACUUGGCCCUAGUGCUUGUUAACCAACAACGGUGGCCAACGCAGAAGCAACUAUAUGUACAGAUUGGCCGUCACGUUGUUGGGCGGUUGGAUGAGGCGUUGGGCAUGGAUUUGGCAUGGCGUCGGCGGUGGGCAGGAAGGAAUGUUAAGAAUGCGAUCGAGAGGGACAUGUGUGGAAUGUCGCUCUUGUUCAUGUCGCCAGCGGAAUCAUAUCUGCUGUAUCAGUGCAUUGUCACAUCUGUGUGGCUGCUUUCUUUCCUGCUGCUGGUUAAAUAA
This is a messenger RNA of Histoplasma capsulatum G186AR, 525 nucleotides long. RefSeq lists its product as uncharacterized. The transcript is spliced from 4 exons. The record is from RefSeq and is a predicted model, not a curated record. Lineage: Eukaryota; Fungi; Ascomycota; Eurotiomycetes; Onygenales; Ajellomycetaceae. Bases 1 to 525 code for a protein of 174 amino acids.